Drosophila obscura is the source of this 398-nucleotide messenger RNA. RefSeq names its product chymotrypsin inhibitor SCI-II. Bases 76 to 315 code for a protein of 79 amino acids. The transcript is spliced from 2 exons. The record is from RefSeq and is a predicted model, not a curated record. NCBI's taxonomy places the organism in Eukaryota, Metazoa, Arthropoda, Insecta, Diptera, Drosophilidae. Gene Ontology annotation, molecular function: serine-type endopeptidase inhibitor activity.
GCCUUCAGCGAACAGUUGGUUGUCGUCAGUCCCUCCGAGAUCUCCAGUCUUAAGUUUUCAAUUUCAGAAAUCAAUAUGAAAUAUUUCGCUGCUCUGCUGCUGCUCUGCUGCCUGAUGGCAAGCGCUUUGGCCGCACUCAAGUCGCCUGUCUGUGGCGAGGAGUUUGGCAAGCUGGGCAACUGCAAGUCACUGCAGCAGAAGUGGACCUAUCGCAGGGACAACAACGAGUGCCUGCAGUUCAACUACAGUGGCUGCCACGGCAACAACAAUCUCUUUGACAGCAAGAAAAUCUGUGAGCAGACCUGCAAGGUUUAGGCCACAAUACCCCACCCUCUUCUCCCAUCCCCCUGCAUAUAAGUAGCUGUAAUGUGAAUAAAUUUCAAAGACUUGUAUCCUAA